Spizellomyces punctatus DAOM BR117 is the source of this 1023-nucleotide messenger RNA. RefSeq lists its product as uncharacterized. The record is from RefSeq and is a predicted model, not a curated record. The transcript has 2 exons. The coding region runs from base 184 to 852 and encodes 222 amino acids. Lineage: Eukaryota; Fungi; Chytridiomycota; Chytridiomycetes; Spizellomycetales; Spizellomycetaceae.
GAUUGUGAUGACAUAAUCGGUACGCGCAAGCGCCCUUCCGUUUUGCCUGAAUCCCCUACAUAAACACUCUUCUGGAUGCUUUUUUCCAUUUCGCUCCAUUGCUUCACGACGACAACCACAACAGAAAACUGACAUCUUUAUUCUUGGUUUACUUUCUUUUUCUCAAGUGAGAGACCUGGCAAUAUGACUUCUGCUUCCGACCUAUGCGCAUCCCUCUACUCCUUCCCGACAUCCAGUGACACACACACCCUCAUUGACGCCGUCAUGCUCGAAGGGCAGUUGGCCGCUCGGGAUGCCCGACCCGUCCGCCGGGCUCCUGUCGCUUUUAGUGCUCCCAGCCGCCAAAAGGCGGUACAUGGUGAUGCUCUGCGCUCCUUGGAUGGCCAGGUACAGGAGGUGUACGGUCAGCAGGCGGGAAGCGAGAUGGAGAGUGAACGUUGGGUGAAGGCUGUUGUCAAGGAGGUCCCAACUACCAACCCUCGGACCCAAUCCAUCCUCAACACGUUGCACAGUUUAACAGCCAGUGGUGCCGUUCCCCAUGAAGAAAUCAUUACACUCCUUUUAACUGAGGCUAGACGGAUUCAAUGGGAACAAGCCCAACAGGAAGCAUCUUCGUCGGGUACUACCAGGACCAGCACACGUACAUCGGGAACAUCUUAUCGUCGGAUGCAUGCGCAGAGAGUUCAACCGGAUGUAUCCCGUGAGCAGGCAAUCAUGAAGGAGAUGUAUGAAAAGGUUACGUCGGCGGGUGCUGCAGAUGCAGAGGGCAUGUUGGAUGUGUUACUGGCGGAAGCCGUGAGGACGGCAAAGGAAGGCGAACAGAGGCAAAAAGCCGUGUUGGCCAAGCUUUGAACUUCAAAUGUGCUAUGUUGACUUUUGAUGUACUAUAUACCUUUUUUUUUCUUGAAUAUUGUCAAUUUGUUUUGUGCUUUUACUUACAUAUGGUACAUGGUUCCGUUACCAUACCGCAUUCCAUUUCCGCAAUUACAAGGAGAUGUCAAUAUAAUUUACAUUGGAAUAUGG